AUGAGGACUCUUUAUGGAGGGUUUAACAAGGUAGGUGCCACGAAAGUUGACUUCAAAAACUUCAAGAGAGACUUAAAUAGGUAUAUAGCUGAGUACGAUGCUGACAUGGUUAUUAAACGCCUAAGAAGGAAGAAAGAAUUUAUGCCCAAUUUCUCUAUGGAAUACCUAACAAUUGACGAUGGCGUUUUACGGGCGUUGUUCUGGGCCGAUGGAGAUUCAAAGAGAAAUUUUCAUAUGUUUGGGGAUGUUGAGUGUUUCGAUGCUACUUAUUGUCGUAACAAGUACAAUAUGAUGUUCGUACCUUUUACCGGCGUUGACAAUCACUAUCGUAAUGCAUUUGGGCGCGCACCACCUGUGAUUGUAACUGAUCAAGACCCAGCAAUGAGGAAAGCUAUUCAAGAUACUUGGCCUGAAAGUAGGCACAGGCUUUGCAUGUGGCAUAUAAUGGACAAACUUACUACCAAGUUUUUUAUAUCUGAAUAUGUGGUUGGCGCCAACCUAUGCAAUAGCACCGAUUUUAAGAAGAGGUUGUGUGGCAUUGUUUGGACUGAUGCAUUACUCCCUGAACAGUUUGAAACCGAAUGGGGUGUUAUAUUGGCUGAUUUUGAUUUGGUGAAUCAUGAAUGGUUACAGUCAAUUUAUCAUAUUAGGGAUACAUGGAUCCCUGCGUACUAUCGUGAUGAACACAUGUCUGGGCUGAUGCGUACUUCAUCACGUUCGGAAAGUGAGAACCAUUUCUUUGGGAAGUUUUGCAACACGAACUGUACGCUUGUUGAAUUCUUGGGGCAUUUUGACUCUGCAAUUGAAACCCAAAGACACAGGCACAGGAAGAAUGAUCACGAUACUAGGCACACGAACCUCGAAAUAUUUGCAAAAGAGUUUGUCUUAGAACAACAGGCGGCAAACAUAUACACACGGACAAUUUUCUUCGAUGAGCAACUUGAAAUUCAGACAGCCAUUCACAAGUGUGGUAUUGAAAAAUGGGAUCAAAGAGAGGAUAAUUUUGUGAACUUCUCUGUGAAGGACUUUUCUCAACCGUGUACUACAUUUUUUCAGGUUAUGAUGCGACAGCAAGAUAUGACUAUGAGUUGUUCAUGCAAUAGGCAGUUCCUUGAAAGGUAUAUAUGCCGACGGUGGACCAGGGAAGCUGUUCCUAAUAGUGCUCCUAGAGCGAUAUUAGGUAUUAAUGAAAGUGAUGAUCGGUACCAGCAAAUUAAUGGUGUUGUACGGGAGAUAACAAGGUCAGCCGAGUCUCUUAUUAACAGGUUGGUUCAUAACUUUGAUGCGUUGUGCGCUUUCAGGGACCAUGUUGUCCAGUAUCAAUCGACGGCUGAUCAAGAAGUUGUAAACGCACCCCCUAGGAGUCGUCGCGAUAGGUUUGCUGAAAUAACUGGCUACACCCAAGAAACACCUGUAACUAUAUGCAUGCCGAAAACCACUAGAUUUAAAGGUAUGGGCAAGCCUAUGAGAAUGAAGAGUAAGCGUGAAAUUACCAUUAGUCAAUAUGGGAAAAAAAGGGUCGUGAAUGUAGCAAUUGCAAACGUAGGGGGCAUAAUAUACGUACAUGCACGUACCCUACAAGGGAAAAGAACGACGACUCCUCAGAAGGUGAGGAAGUGGCGGGUGAAGGAGAUGACAAAGAGGAGCUAG
Messenger RNA from Helianthus annuus (common sunflower), 1650 nucleotides. RefSeq names its product protein FAR1-RELATED SEQUENCE 5-like. The record is from RefSeq and is a predicted model, not a curated record. The transcript has 7 exons. Lineage: Eukaryota; Viridiplantae; Streptophyta; Magnoliopsida; Asterales; Asteraceae. Gene Ontology annotation, biological process: regulation of DNA-templated transcription. Bases 1 to 1650 code for a protein of 549 amino acids.